Messenger RNA from Limanda limanda (common dab), 2814 nucleotides. RefSeq names its product gamma-aminobutyric acid (GABA) B receptor, 2 (gene gabbr2). Lineage: Eukaryota; Metazoa; Chordata; Actinopteri; Pleuronectiformes; Pleuronectidae. Bases 1 to 2814 code for a protein of 937 amino acids. Gene Ontology annotation, cellular component: membrane; G protein-coupled receptor heterodimeric complex. The record is from RefSeq and is a predicted model, not a curated record. Gene Ontology annotation, molecular function: G protein-coupled GABA receptor activity. Gene Ontology annotation, biological process: G protein-coupled receptor signaling pathway; gamma-aminobutyric acid signaling pathway. The transcript is spliced from 19 exons.
AUGGCCCCAGCCCGGAGGGACUGCAGCGGCUGGGAGAUGCUCCUCCCGACGGGAUGCCUGCUCCUCUCGGUCUUGCUGUUCCACCCUGGCCUGGCUAAGGUGUGCAACGACCGCACCAAACACGGACAGGACAACAGCUGGUUCGCCAGGGACGGGGAGAACUUGCCCAUCAUGGUCCUCAUGCCCAUGAACGAGUCGGCCCUGAUGAGCGGCAUCAGCCAGGGCAUCGAGCCGGCGGUGCAGCUGGCCAUCCAGCACAUACGGGAGUCCAGGAAGUACUCGUUCUCUCUCAUCACCAAAAUCUACGACACCGAGUGUGACAACGCAAAGGGGGUGAGGGCCUUCUUCGACGCCAUAUGCUACGGCCCCAAGCACCUCAUGAUCUUUGGCGGUGUCUGCCCCUCUGUGACCUCCAUCAUUGCGGAGUCUUUGGAGGGUUGGAAUCUGGUGCAGCUGUCGUUUGCAGCCACGACACCAGUUCUGGCCGACAGGAAAAAAUUCCCAAACUUCUUCCGCACUGUCCCCUCAGACAACGCCGUGAACCCUGCCGUGGUGAAGUUCCUCAACUUCUACAACUGGACCCGCGUGGGGACGCUAACACAGGACGUUCAGAGAUUCUCAGAGGUGAGGAACGACCUGACUAAUGAGCUGGAGAAGGGAAACAUUCAGAUUGCAGAUACAGAGAGUUUCUCCAACGACCCCUGUGUCAAUGUCAAGAAGCUCAAGGACAGUGAUGUGAGAAUCAUCAUUGGCCAGUUUGACGAGAACUUGGCCGCUAAAGUCUUCUGCUGUGCCUAUAACUUGAACAUGUUCGGCAGUAAAUACCAGUGGAUUAUCCCCGGCUGGUACCAGGGCAACUGGUGGGAGCAGGCCAACAGCACCAACUGCACCACCAAGAAGCUGCUCACAGCCAUGGAGGGAUACAUCAGCGUGGACUUUGAGCCGCUCAGCGCUCGGCAAAUCAAGGGCAUCUCGGACAGGACCCCUAAGGAGUACGAGAGGGAGUACAGCCGAGAGCUGCAGCAGAAAGGUGUGGAGGCCAGUAAGUUCCACGGCUUCGCCUACGACGGGAUCUGGGUCAUUGCGAGAACCUUCACUCGAGUGAUGGAGCUGCUGCGGAUAAAGCAGCGGCAGAACACCUUCCACAACUUCACCGUUGAUGACCGCGAAGUGGGAAAGUUGGUGCUGGACGUCAUGAACGAGACCAACUUCUUCGGUGUUACGGGUCAAGUCAUGUUUCGGAAUGGUGAGAGGAUGGGCACAAUAAAGUUCAACCAGUUUCAAGAGGGACAGGAAGUGAAGGUUGGAGAGUACAAUGCAAUCGCUGACGUGCUGGACCUCAUCAACAACUCAAUAAGGUUCCAAGGUGUGGAGCCUCCCAAGGAUCAGACAUUUGUGCGUCUGCAGCGUCGCCACAUCAACGUGCCACUGUACAGCAUCCUGUCCACCAUCACCAUACUGGGCAUGCUCAUGGCCGGGGCAUUCUUGUUCUUCAACAUCAAAAACCGCAACCACAGACUUAUCAAGAUGUCCAGUCCUUACAUGAACAACCUGAUCAUCCUCGGGGGAAUGCUUUCCUAUGCAUCCAUCUUCCUGUUUGGUCUGGAUGGAGGUUUUGUCUCUGACAAAGAGUUUGAGACGCUCUGCACUGUGCGGACAUGGAUCCUCAUUGUCGGAUACACCACAGCUUUUGGAGCCAUGUUUGCCAAGACCUGGAGGGUGCACGCCAUCUUCAAAAAUGUGAAGAUGAAGAAGAAGAUCAUAAAGGACCAGAAGUUGUUGAUUAUCGUUGGCGGGAUGUUGCUGAUCGACCUAUGCAUCCUCAUUUGCUGGCAGAUUGUGGACCCGCUCAAGAGGACUGUGGAAGAAUACAGCUUGGAGCCGGAUCCCGAAGGUCGAGACAUCUCCAUCCGUCCCUUCUUGGAGCACUGUGAGAACACUCACAUGACCAUUUGGCUGGGCAUCGUCUAUGCCUACAAGGGACUGCUAAUGUUGUUUGGCUGUUUCCUGGCAUGGGAGACCAGGAACGUGAGCAUCCCCGCCCUCAAUGACAGCAAAUACAUCGGGAUGAGCGUGUACAACGUGGGCAUCAUGUGCAUCAUCGGCGCCGCUGUGUCCUUUCUGACCCGAGACCAGCCCAACGUCCAGUUCUGCAUCGUAGCUCUGGUGAUCAUCUUCUGCAGCACGAUCACGCUCUGUCUGGUGUUUGUUCCCAAGUUCAUCAGCAUGAGAACCAACCCAGAUGCAGCCACCAAGAACCGGAGGUUAAAUUUCACCCAGAACCAGAAGAAGGAGGAUUCCAAGACCUCCACCUCGGUCACCAGCGUCAACCAGGCGAAUACUUCUCGACUGGACGGGCUUCAAACUGAUAACCACCGCCUGCGCAUGAAGAUAACAGAGUUGGACAAGGAGCUGGAGGAAGUGACCAUGCAGCUGCAGGACACCCCAGAGAAAACUCCUUACAUCAAACAGAACAAUUACCCCGACGCAAACAACAUCCUCAGCAUACGCAACUUCACAGAUGGUAAAGAUGGAGAGAAGUCGAUACUGAAGAACCACCUGGAGCAGAAGCCUCAGGCGCAGUGGGGCUCCAUGGAUCCUUCCAGAAUAAACAGAGGUCCCUUGGAAGACAUCAACUCACCUGAACACAUACAACGUCGACUGUCCUUGCAACUUCCCAUCCUGCACCAUGCUUACUUGCCUUCCAUAGGAGGGGUCGAUGCCAGCUGCACAAGCCCCAGCGGCAGCCCUGGUUCCAGCCCACGGCACAGACACAUGCCCCCCUCCUACCGGGUGAUGGUCUCUGGCCUGUGA